This is a messenger RNA of Trichomonas vaginalis G3, 1317 nucleotides long. RefSeq names its product peptide chain release factor subunit 1 family. The transcript has a single exon. Lineage: Eukaryota; Parabasalia; Trichomonadida; Trichomonadidae. Gene Ontology annotation, cellular component: translation release factor complex; cytosol. The record is from RefSeq and is a predicted model, not a curated record. Gene Ontology annotation, molecular function: sequence-specific mRNA binding; translation release factor activity, codon specific. Gene Ontology annotation, biological process: cytoplasmic translational termination. The coding region runs from base 1 to 1317 and encodes 438 amino acids.
AUGCCGCCAAAAGCGCGCACAGAAGAAGAGAUCGAUCCAAUCGAAUUGUUCAAGAUCAAGCGCCUCAUCAACUACCUUCGUGAUGCACAUGGUGAUGGCACUUCCAUGGUUACAAUUCUUAUUCCACCAGGUGAUGCUGUUCACCGUAUGCGUCAGAAGCUUACAGAUGAACUUGGUACAGCCUCAAACAUCAAGAACAGAGUUAACAGACAAUCAGUCGAAGCAGCCAUUACAGCCGCUAUUCAAAAACUUGGUCAAUUCAACAGCACACCUCCAAAUGGCCUUUGCGUCUUCUGUGGCACAAUCAUUGAAGAAGGCAAGGAAAAGAAGCUUAUGAAAGAUUUCGAGCCUUUCCGUCCACUCCACCAAUCUCUUUACAUUUGCGAUCGCCGCUUCCACGUCGAGCCACUCGCUGAUCUUCUCCAGACCAACGAAAAGUUCGGCUUCAUCAUUAUGGAUGGUCAAGGUACUCUUUACGGUAUGGUCGCUGGUGCAUCCCGUACAGUCCUUCACAAAUUCUCUGUCGACCUUCCAAAGAAGCACAACAAGGGUGGUCAGUCAUCCAUCCGUUUCGCACGUCUUCGUCUCGAAGCCCGUCACAACUACGUCCACAAGGUCGCUGAAUACGCCGUCCAGCACUUCAUUCCAGAUGGUGCUGAGCCAAACGUUACAGGUCUUAUCCUUGCUGGUUCUGCAGAUUUCAAGAACGUCCUUGCCCAAUCAGAUCUUUUCGAUAUCCGUCUUAGAAACAUCAUUCUUGGUAUCUACGAUAUUUGCUAUGGUGGCGAAGAAGGUUUCAACCAGACAAUCAAGAUGGCUGCUCCACUUCUUGCCGAUGUCAGACUUGUUCGUGAACAAGAGCUUCUCCAGAAGCUUUUCGAUACAAUCGGUACAAACGGCCCAUGCGCUUUCGGUAUCAAGGAAACAAUGAUGGCCUACGAUUCCGGUGCUAUCGAAACAAUGAUCUUAUGGGAUGAACUCAACGUUUACCGCUGCACAAUGGAAAAGGAUAACGGUGACUCAGAAGUCGAGUACUAUACAGAAUACCAGCUCGAAAAGGGUGACCACCUCAAGUCCGAAUAUCACCACCUCAAGGAGAAGAUCCUCCUUACAGAAUGGAUGGCUGAUCACCAUAAAGAGAAGGGUGCUAAGCUCGAAUUCGUUACAGAUAAGAGCCCAGAAGGUGCUCAGUUCAUCAAGGGCCUUUCCGGCAUUGGCGCGCUCCUCCGCUUCCAGAUGAGCUUCGAUGUUUAUAAGGAGAACACAGACGACGACGGAUUUGACUCUGACUUCGAUGACGAUGAGGAUCUCCUCUAA